Molecule: messenger RNA, 2981 nt
Organism: Zingiber officinale
Lineage: Eukaryota; Viridiplantae; Streptophyta; Magnoliopsida; Zingiberales; Zingiberaceae
Product: probable serine/threonine-protein kinase WNK9
Exons: 7
Coding region: 243-2360 (705 amino acids)
Biological process (GO): protein phosphorylation; intracellular signal transduction
Cellular component (GO): cytoplasm
Molecular function (GO): ATP binding; protein serine/threonine kinase activity
Source: RefSeq, a predicted model, not a curated record
CCUAUGGGAUGGGGACUCUUUUCUCCCAGUUGAGAAAACUUAUGAGCCAGCUAGCCAGCCAGCCUUCCUUGUGCCUUUGAUUUCUUGCGAAGAUCUCUUCUUCUUCUUCUUGUUUGGUGGAACUCCCCAUGCCCAUUCCUUCGACUUAUCUUCCACCUUGAUUCCUCGCUCCCAUCUCUCCUCCGCUUCCUCCGCCGCCCCUCCCCCUUCUCGGCGAUCAGGAUCCUUCAUGUUCUUCAGGGAUGGGCAGUGAAGCGGAAGACCCGAAUCACCUCCAGUUCGUCGAGGUCGAUCCCACAGGAAGAUAUGGAAGGUACAACGAGAUCCUAGGCAAGGGCGCUUCCAAGACAGUUUAUAGGGCUUUCGAUGAGUACGAAGGGAUUGAGGUUGCUUGGAACCAAGUGAAGCUGUAUGAUUUCCUGCAGAGCCCCGAGAACCUGGAGAGGCUCUACUGUGAGAUCCACCUCCUCAAGACCUUGAAGCACAGGAACAUUAUGAAGUUCUACACCUCGUGGGUGGACACCGCUGAGAGGAACAUCAAUUUUGUCACUGAGUUGUUCACCUCCGGCACCCUCAGGCAGUAUAGGCAAAAGCACAGAAGGAUUAACAUCAGGGCAGUGAAGCAUUGGUGUAGGCAGAUUAUUAGUGGUCUUCUCUAUCUCCACAGCCAUGAUCCCCCAAUCAUCCAUAGGGACCUCAAGUGUGACAAUAUCUUCAUCAAUGGCAAUCAAGGCGAGGUCAAGAUUGGGGAUCUUGGCCUUGCUGCCAUUCUUCGGAAAUCACACGCUAUCCAUUGCGUAGGCACACCGGAGUUCAUGGCGCCGGAGGUGUAUGAGGAAGAAUACAAUGAACUAGUCGACAUCUAUUCGUUCGGGAUGUGUGUGUUGGAAAUGGUCACCUUUGAGUACCCUUAUAGCGAAUGCACCCACCCUGUGCAAAUUUACAAGAAAGUUGUCUCUGGAAUGAAGCCGGAAGCACUAUACCGUGUUAAAGAUCCUGAGGUCAGGGAAUUCGUUGAAAAAUGCCUUGCGACUGCAUCCGAGAGGCUUUCUGCUAGGGAGCUUCUUGACGAUCCCUUUUUACAAAUUGAUCUUGGUUCGAGUUAUGAGGAGCAAGACAUUGGCUUUCUGCAUCAGAUACUUAGGGAACCUUCCCUUGAACUUAUUCAAAGCAAUGGUUCUUUGAAUGGUAAUUAUUUUUCAAACAAUGUACAACACCAAAUAGAAUUGGAAAAUGGCUGGGAUUACGAUAUCACCGAUAUGGUAGAGCAUGGCAUGAGCCUCUUUGACAAUCGCAAAGAUGAUCAACCUGCGAACAUAGAUAUUACUAUCAAGGGAAAGAGAAAAGAAGACGGGAACAUAUUUCUUAGAUUAAGGAUUUCAGAUAAAGAGGGUUGUGUACGAAAUAUAUAUUUUCUCUUUGACAUUGAGGCCGAUACAGCAUUGAGUGUUGCCACCGAGAUGGUUGCAGAAUUAGAUAUAAUGGAUUAUGAUGUAACUAAAAUAGCUGACAUGAUUGACGGAGAAGUAGCUUCUCUGGUACCGGGAUGGAAGCUAGGUCCUGGCAUAGAAGAAAAUCCAAGAGUUUGCCGCAAAUGCGCGUCUAAUGUUUCUUCGUGUGGUUCAAUGAAAUCUGUCAACUGUUGCCACAUUGAGUGUGCUGAAAUGCAUGGCCGGUUUGAAGAGGUAACCUACCAAGUUGAGGAAACCGAGCUUUGUGUCACAGAGGAAGUGCCUAUGCUAUUCACAAGCCAAUCUGUUGAACUUGAGGAUUGCUCUCUUUCAUUGAGGUUUAAUCACUCUGAUGAAGAAUGUGGACAAUUAGACUCGUUAGGGAAGGGGGAAAAGGUCAUACACAUGGAUGAUUGCUCAAGAAGUGAAUCCAAGAAGACUUUGCAGCAGUAUCUUGAUUCGCCCGAGUUUGAUUACCAGUUUACUGCACCCAAUGAACUAGAUGCUUCUUUGAAUGGCAUUGGUCAAGACCUGAAAUGGUUAGAGGCAAACUACGUGAUAGAGUCACAACGAGCAUCCAAAAGAGGGCCACGACCAUCCCCUGACUCUACGAACAAGGCGAGAGGCAAACAAAACGGCUUUGUAGGUUCUUCAGAAGAAAUAAUGCAUAUGAAGUCCUUUCAUCUGGGGAAGAGAUACUCGUUCCACAUACCUCAGAGCGAUACUGAUGAACCCUGCAGUCUUAAGAUGACUUCUUCUGAUUCAAGACAUUGCAGUUUGCAAUCGCACAGAGAUCAAAAUCGUGUUAUGAACUCUCCUGACAGUCCUGAGCAGAUGUUCACUGCAAAUAACUUCUACUCUGGAUCUGCAAGUGCGCACACCAGGACAAAGUCUCUACCUAUCGCUUAACAUCUGCAAAUUGUACAGCACAACGUUCCACUGCUUAUCAAGAUUUUCAACUGCCUUACUGUACAGGGACCAUGAGAUGAAUGGAAAUGUAUCGUUCUAUGUGUAUUCUUUUAUCCUAUUAGGACUGGCGAAGAUUGUAAUCUUUAGUCAGGUAUAGUACAAAAGCUACUUAUGAGAAGCAUUCGACAUCGAUCAAUGUUUACAUUUCAAAAUUCAGAAUGAAUUCAAUAUGCUCCUAUCAAGUUCUCAAAUAUAUGUUUUUGAGUCAGUAUAACACAGACUCUGCCAGCAUCUGUGGAGAUUUCAUUUUGAGUUGUGCAGCUCCUAAAAAGACAGCUACUCGUAGAAACAAGAUGUUGAAAGUCAUAGUAAGCAAAGUGAUGUAUGCUGAAUAAAAGAUGAGGAAGUGGAAGGAAAGUGACAGAUAAAGAGGCUCACAAUUGAAAGUGACAACAACUUUUUUUGUAAAAGUGGCUUUAUGAUGUGGUGAUGACGAGCAUUAACUUAAAUUGGAGUGGCAGAUAGCAGAGGAGAAGGUAAGGAAGGCCAAAUGAAUCUUGUGUUAUAAUUCAAAGACUUCUUGAUAUAAAGCAAGCAAUUAUUCAGAUACUAAACUGUUCA